AUGUCUCCGUAUCGGAUUGUUUUUGGUAAGGCUUGUCACUUGCCCAUGGAAGUAGAGCAUAAAGCAUAUUGGGCAGUGAAAUCAUGGAAUAUGAAUUUGGGAGAGGCCGGUUGUGAAAGAAAGUUGCAAUUGCAAGAGCUUAAAGAGCUUAGAUUGAAAGCUUAUGAGAGCUCUCGAAUUUUUAAGGAGAAAACUAAGGUUUUUCAUGAUAAGCAGAUUUUGAGGAAAGAAUUUCAUGUAGGAGAUAAGGUUUUAUUGUUUAAUUCUAGACUUAGAUUGAUGGGAGGUAAGUUGAAGUCUAGAUGGGAAGGUCCUUUUUGUAUUACUAAUGUUUUUCCUUAUGGUGUUGUUGAAAUUCAAGAACUUUCUGCCGGAAGAACUUUCAAGGUUAAUGGGUAUCGUCUCAAAGUGUUCCACGAAGGUGUUAUGGGAGGAUCGAUGGAGAAGUUGAAUUUGGAGGAGGCAAUCUACUCGACUUGA
This is a messenger RNA of Zingiber officinale, 480 nucleotides long. RefSeq lists its product as uncharacterized. The record is from RefSeq and is a predicted model, not a curated record. NCBI's taxonomy places the organism in Eukaryota, Viridiplantae, Streptophyta, Magnoliopsida, Zingiberales, Zingiberaceae. The transcript has a single exon. Bases 1 to 480 code for a protein of 159 amino acids.